GAAAAAAAAAAAAUGGGAAAUACACAAGGAGAAAAUCCAUGCAAUUUUACGCCUUAAGAAAUGAAAAAGCUUUAUAAAAGUUUCAAAAGAAUGGACAAAGAUAAAUCUGGAGAUUUAGAUAUUGAAGAAUUUUUGAGUCUCCCAGAAUUAAACUAAAAUCCUUUAGUAAGAAGGGUUGUUAUGAUUUUUGAUAAAAAUAAAGAUGGAAGUAUAAGUUUUGAGGAAUUUAUUACUGGACUAAGUUCAUUAUAUUCAAAUGAUGAGGAGGCAAAACUUAAAUUUGCUUUUAAAGUUUAUGAUAUUGAUGGAGAUGGUUACAUAUCAAACGGUGAAUUAUUUUAAGUUUUAAAAAUGAUGGUUGGAAAUAAUUUAAACGAUGUUUAACUUUAACAGUUAGUUGAUAGAACUAUUAUUAAAGCUGAUGAAGAUUUUGAUGGAAGGAUUUCAUUUAAUGAAUUUAAAAAAAUGGUUAAAGAUCUUGAUGUAGCUAAUAAAUUAACUUUAUCUUCUAUUUGA
Ichthyophthirius multifiliis is the source of this 516-nucleotide messenger RNA. RefSeq lists its product as hypothetical. Gene Ontology annotation, molecular function: calcium ion binding; calcium-dependent protein serine/threonine phosphatase regulator activity. NCBI's taxonomy places the organism in Eukaryota, Ciliophora, Oligohymenophorea, Hymenostomatida. The transcript has a single exon. The record is from RefSeq and is a predicted model, not a curated record.